This is a messenger RNA of Pelobates cultripes (western spadefoot toad), 18934 nucleotides long. NCBI's taxonomy places the organism in Eukaryota, Metazoa, Chordata, Amphibia, Anura, Pelobatidae. The record is from the annotation of a GenBank genome assembly.
UUUGUAAGCACCUUAUCAGGUUUCACCACAUUCCUGAAUUCUGUAAUGCCUCUUCUGAGACCUGUCUGAUUGCUGAGACAGGUGAACACUGUACACUCACCUUAAACAGUAUGUGAAAGCUGGCAGUCCUUCUCUUUCAUACCUCCCGUCCUGUCAUGUUAGAACUGUCUUGAUACAUAAGCAAAAUCUAAUUUCUGAGGAACGAGGAAAUGGUAAGCAGCUUGAUUAAUUGUACUGAACUAUUUAAAUGUUUAGGUUCAUUUUUAUCAGUCUGUCUAUCCAUCCAUCUAUCUAUUGAUUUCCAUUUAAUCUAUUCCUCUGCAUACAGAAAAUAUUUUUACUUACAAUUUUCUUCUGCAUGGAAAACUUCUCACUCAACCCUCUGUCCUUUUGCCACCAUUUUAGAACAGAUAUGGAAGUUUUCAAAUAUGAUUUACCAUGAAAAAAAGUUAUUUAUUCCACCCUAAAGGUGAGAUCUUUAAAAUGCAUUUAUGUUAAUUGUUUUAGAAAUGUUUUUUUGCUGGAAAAAGACCACAAUGAACUGGAAGAGUAUUCAAGAGCUUUGGUUCUACACUGCAGGAUCAGGAUGGUUGGAGGAAGAAGCCAAAACAGGCCUUUUACACCAAAAAAGGUAUCUUUUUAUUUUAUUAUAUUCGGGUUUAACUUAAAAGUCCACCAGCUCUCAGUUUUUAUAGUAUAAAAUGAAAGCAAUUAUGUUGAAUAAUUUGAAGUUCACAAUUGGUGCUAAUUGUCGUGAAAUAAAAGUAGCUUGGUGCUCAGAAUCAGACAAUCUGUUUGAAUCCUUCAACUGUUUUUCUACUGGCACUUGAAUUCAAGCAGAGGACUGGACAUCCUCUUGUAAACUGCCUCUUGUAAGGCAUCUUAGUAUGAGAACAGGGAAGCUGGAAUAUAGACAAAGGGGCUUUUGGAAUAUAGACAAAAGGGCUUAAAUAGGUAACUAAAGGUGUUUCAAGAGUCAGGGUUGGUGAUGGAAGGGAAGACGACAAGGCACAAAAUGAAUGGUCAGGUUGGACAGUAAGAAAACCAAGGUCAGAUAGUGUAAUAGUACAAUGCUUACUAAGACAGUAGAGCAAAUCAAUGGCUCAGGGAAUGUCAGUUGUCAAGACACAAUUACAAGUGCUCCAAAAUUGAAGAAUUCUACACAUUGUAUUUAAAAAGCUGCUGAGAGAAUGACUUGUGGUAAAGUUAAACCCCUUAGUGACCGCAGACGUACUCGGCACGCCCGACAAAAAUGGGUCCUUAAGGACUGCGGUCGUGCCCAGUAUGUCCACAGCAAUUCCUAAUUACUUACCUGAUCGCCGCUGUUCCCCCACCGGCGAUCAGCGUUCCUCUCGUUGGGGUGGGGGGGGGGAUGUCUGAUGUCCGUAAUAGGUGUCCAUAGUACUGCCUGUUGGUGAAAAAAAGGUAAAAAAAAAAAGGUUUCAUAUAAAAAAUAAUGUUAAUAAAAUAAAUAAAUAUAUAUAUAUAUAUAAAUAAAAAAUAGAUAUAUAUAUGUAAUUUUAUUCUAACUGUAUUUUGAUAUUAAUAUAUAUAUAUAUGUAUAUAUAUAUAUUUAUAACAAAAUACACUAAGAAUGAAUUAUAUAUAUUCAACAAUGUAUAUAUAAAUAUAUAAAAAUAAUAAAAAAAUAUAAAUAUAUACAUGAUACACAUGAUUACAUAAAUAACUUAAAAAAUAUACACAUAGACUUCAAAUAUAUAAAUAUGUAUAUAUAUAUUUAAAUUAUAUGUGCAUAUUUAUGUAAUAUUUUUACAUAAUUAAGUAAUUUUAUUCAUUGCAAUUUGAGGGACCUGCCUGACAACCCAGGCCGAAAGUCCAGAGAAAUUAAUUUGCUAGCACUGAAUUUUACCCUGUAACUUUCCAUGACACGCUAAAACCUGUACAUGGGGGAUACUAUUUUACUCAUGAGACUUUGCUGAACACAAAUAUUACUGUUUCAAAACAGUAAAACAUAUCACAGCGAUGAUAUUGUCAGUGGAAGUCACAUGUUUUGCAUUUUCCACACACACACGGCAUGUUCACUGAUGAUAUUGUUGUGAUACGUUUUACUGUUUUGAAACACUCAUAUUUGUGGUCAGCAAAGUCUCCUAAGUAUAACAGUACCCCUAGGUGCAGGUUUUAUAUUGUUUUUGAAAGUUAUAGGAUCAAAUAUAAGGCUUGAUUUUCCAUUUUUUUCACAUUGAAUUCUGCCAGAUUGGUUCUGUUGCCUUUGAGAGUGUAUCGUAGCCCAGGAAUGAGAAUUACUCCCAUGAUGACAUAUCCUUUACAAAAGAAGACAACCCAAGUUAUUGCAAAUGUGCUAUGUUCAAUCUUUUUUAGUAGCCAAUUAGUCACAAACACUGGCCAAAGUUAGCGUUCAUAAUUGUUUUUUGCAUUUUUAACACACAAACAAAUAUAAAUGCUAACUUUGGCCAGUGUUUGUGACUAAGUGGCUACUAAAAAGACUGGACAUACCGCAUAUUGAAUCCCCUGGUUGUCUACUUUAAAAAAAUAUGUACAUGUGAGGUGUGAUUCAGAGAUUUAUGACAGAUAACAGUGAUACAAUGUCACUAUUGAUACAUUUUAAAAAUAGAUAUUUUGAAACAGCAGUAGAAUGUGACGGCAGAUAAGAACCAUUCGGCCCUGGCCUUAUUUUAUUGUUAGGAUAGCCUUAUGCUUAUCCCACACAUGCUUAAACUGCUUAAACUCCUUUACUGUGUUAACCUCUAUCACUUCAGCUGGAAGGCUAUUCCACUACCCUCUCAGUAAAGUAAUACUUCCUGAUAUUAUUUUUAAACCUUUGCACCUCUAAUUUAAGACCAUGCCCUCUUGUUGUAGUAGUUUUUAUUCUUUUAAAUAUAGUCUCCUCCUUUACUGUGUUGAUUCCCUUUAUGUAUUUAAAUGUUUCUAUCAUACCCCCCCUGCCUCCAAGCAAUACAUGUUAAGAUCCUUUAACCUUUCCUUCAAUCCAUGAACCAGUUUAGUAGCCCUUCUCUGAUAUUUUUCUAAAGUAUCAAUAUCCUUCUGGAGGUACGGUCUCCAGUACUGCGUACAAUACUCCAAGUGAGGUCUCACCAGUGUUCUGUACAAUGGCAUGAGCACUUCCCUCUUUCUACUGCUAAUACUUCUCCCUAUACAACCAAGCAUUCUUCUAGCAUUUCCUGCUGCUCUAUUACAUUGUCUGCCUACCUUUACGUAAUCUGAAAUAAUUACCCCUAAGUCCCUUUCCUCAGAUGUUGAGGUUAGGACUCUAUCAAAUAUUCUAUACUCUGCCCAUGGGUUUUUACAUCCAAGAUUCAUUAUCUUGCACUUAUCCACAUUAAAUGUCAGCUGCCACAGCUCUGACCAUUUUUCUAGUUAACCAAAAUAAUUUGCGAUUUGGCUUUUUCCUCCUGGAACAUCAACCCUGUUACAUAUCUUAGUAUCAUCAGCAAAAAGAUAUACCUUACCGUCAAGACAUUCUGCAUCAUCACUAAUAAACAUAUGAAAGAGAAUGGGUCCAAGUACAGAUCCCUGAGGUACCCCCUGGUAACUAGACCAUGCUUCGAAUAUACUCUGUUGACAACAACCCUCUGUUGCCUCUCACUCAGCCACUGCCUUACCCAUUCAACAAUAUUGGAAUCCAAACUUAAAGAUUAAAGUUUAUUGAUAGUUGUUAUUAUCUGUAACCUAAAAUGUCACCAUAUACUGUGUCUAUUUUCACAUCUAUGCUGGAAUGUGUUAUUUAGCUCAUUACCUGGUCAAUCUCCCAUUACAUUUUAAACUAUAAUUUACUCCAUGAAAAUGUUAAUUCUUAAAUGUGUUGUAGAUAGAGGCACAAUACCUGUCAAACUGCUUUUACACAGCUAUUCCUUUUUUUGGAAAUAUUUUUUUCUGACUGUUUUUAAUUUUAGUAAAAAUAUACUAAUGUUUUGAAUGCCAAAUGAGAGAAAAUUAUAAAUUUAAGUCCAGGGCUGCCCAGUAUAUUCAAUGUUUUAGAUGAUUCUCUUGGGAGUGAUAGUUUCCUAAAUCAUCAUUGCAAUGUUUAAGGGACACACUAAGCACUAUAAACCAUUUCAUCUCAUUGAAUUGAUGAUAGUUCCUGGAAGCCUCGAGGUCUGACCCUGCCAGUGUUAAGGCAUUUAUGAGCAGGUUUACACUAAAUAAGGGUCGCUGGCCACCCACAGCCCCACCCCUACUGAAGGCAUGUCUACAGCAGAGAUUACAUACUUCGUUCUAGCCAUACGAAUUCAUACCAGCAAUGUGGGCUGGCCAAAGCAGUCAACUGAUGCUCUCAGCCAUUUAUAGCCAUUUGCCUAUGCCUUAACCUAAGCAGCACAGAGAGGAUGGGCUUUUGAGGAUUCUAGUUUAGCAUUACAAUAUUCAAAAUUUAAUGUUGAAUAGAAGGAAAGCUCCAGGUGACUGCAGACACUAUAACCACUUCAACCAGAUGAAGCGGUUACAGUGCCUACAGUGUCCUUUUAAACCAUUAUAUAUUAGUUGGAUAUUAAAAAUGCAUUUAUUUAUCUUCUGCCUAGUUCCAGUCUUUCUAUAUCGCAUAAAGUGAAAUACCGUCUGAUGCCAAUUUUUGUUUUUGUGUUUUUUAGGACGCAAGAAUUCCCACUGCUCCUUGCUGCUAAGGAUAACAAUGUUGAACUUCUGAGAGAGCUUUUAGCAUCAGACAAAUGUGAUUUGUUCCAGAGAGGUGAGUAAAGCAACCCUUAAAAAAACAAAACAAAGUGGCAACAUAGAAUUUAAAUAAAAUAUAUUGAGAUAUACAGUUAAUGAUUAAGAAUCAGUAUAGACAGAAAGUGGCACGGACAGUUAUUUACUAAAGUGCAAAUUCAAAGUGAGUUUUAAAUUUAAGGUCAGAGUAGCUGUACUGAACGCAUAGCUGACUUAGAUAAUUUUUCCAGUUUGGCUAAUUUGACAUUAUAGUCACCAGAGCAACUACAGCUUAAUGUAGUUGUUGUGGUGAGCAUAGUCAGUCCCUGCAGGCUUUUUCAGUAAACACUGUCUUUUCAAAGAAAAGAUAGUGUUUACAUUACAGACUAGGGACAACUCCAGUGGCCACUCCUCAGAUGGCUAGUAGAGGUGCUCCCUGGGGCAGUGCUGCACAGUGUACAGUACUGACAUUCAGUGUAUCCACCCUCUGCAUGGAGACACUGAACUCUCCUCAUAGAAAUGUAUUGCUUUAGGGCUAGAUAGUGGUUUUUAACACUAACAGAUCAGGAAUGUAUGUUUGUGUUCUUGACUCUAUAGUGUUCCUAAAAAAUUCAAUACUCACUUUGAACUCUCUUUAAAGUUUCAUUUUGGUGAAUAACUUGAGAGAAGGCAGUAAAUACCAGGAAGAGCCAUCUCGUAUAAUCAGUACAUGUAAAUGCCUUCCAGUGGAAGUAAUACAGGCUAAUACAGUAAUUAAAUUGGUGAUUGUCUGAUUCAGGCUGCUCUAAACUAAGAGUAACUAUCAUAACUAAGCAUGCAUGUAAACUGUAUGUGUACAUAAUGGCUAAGUGUGACCACGACAUGUGUAUAGCUAUCAUGAUUUUUGACCGGCUUCUUUUUAUUACAUCAUCAGGAGCAUUAGGAGAGACAGCAUUACACAUGGCGGCUCUCUAUGAUAAUCAGGAAAUUGCUGAAAUUCUCUUAACCGAAGCUCCUUACCUGGUCAACCUUCCCAUGACAUCGGAAAUGUACCGAGGUGGAACAUGAUGACUCUUCUUUAUAUCACAUCACUAUCAUCUGUGUUCUUAUGUAGUAAUGAAUUGUAUUUUUGUUGCUUCAUACUUGUCUGAUGUAUUCACUUACACUAGUAUUCAUUUAUUCCACUAGCAGACUGACUUCCAAUAUCAGCACAAAUGGGGGAAAAGAGUAAUACAAUAAACCAUGCAAUGGGUUUUCAAGUUUUUCAUGCAGGAUAACACUUAUCUGAGGCUUUUAGAUUUCCCAUUUUUUCUGGGACUGAGCAAGUUAGGAAAAAAAUAUACUUCUGAAACCACCAUUUGUUUUCCUUCCCCUGUAAUUACAGCAAUUAUGAGAUUUUUAAAUAGGUAUUUCUCACCAAGCAUCACUGUGGAUGAUGGAUUUUAUUUUAUUUUCCCCUUAAUCUCAUGAACAAAAAUUAGGCAGACCAUUAUCUCUGAAAUUUAGGAGAAAUUCUGUGUUCGAUAAACAUCCCAGAUUAAUAUGGUAAACAAUUUUAAAUGUAGAGUAACAUGCAUUCUUCUGUAACUAAUAGUGUGUCUCUUUCCUUAACUGUGUAGAUCAUACACUGUACCCUUUUAAAAUCGGGUUUCAAAAGUAUUUCAAUAUAAGCUCUACCCCAAAAACUUUCUUAUAUUUGAAGAAUAUUAGUAAACUUAUUUAAUAUUCUUUAGUAAGCUUUUCAAUUGAUUUAAUAUUUUGGAUAAAUGUUUAAAAUUCUGUUUUCAGAAUAUAAGAUAUAAAAAUGUAUAUAACAUAAAAAAAAAACUAUAUAAAAAAAUCUUUACAAAAAAAUAUUUUAUAAAUAUUAAACCAUGCUAAAAGUGUAUCCAAAAUGUGAAUAAAAAAAAAUGUUUUAUCCAAAAAUAUUUAAUAUUUUUAAAAGCUUAUACAAAAAAAAAGAAGGCCAUAACUAUUAAAAUUAUAUUUAUGAUAAUAUUAUCAGUGAAAACGAUAUUUUUAGUAUAUUUAAAUAAUAUUAUAACUAUUGUGCCUUUUCUUUCAGGACAAACAGCCCUACACAUUGCGGCUGUUAAUCAGAACAUGAACCUGGUCCGUAUGCUGAUACAGAGAGGGGCUGACGUAUCCUCACCUAGAGCCACUGGGAGUUUUUUUACUCAGAAUCCCCUACACCUCUUUUAUUUUGGUAAGACAAGAUCAUUAAAAUGCAAGAAAGAAAUAGAAAUUCACUGCAGUAGGAAAUGUAGUCUACAUGAAGCUACUUUUUGAUCUACCCACCACUGAGUCACCUAUUAUUUUUAUCAUAAUAUAUCAAUCGGCACGUUACCAAUUUAAAACAUGAAGAACCCUGUGCUGAAAUUAAAUAUAAAUCACAUUUUUGAAAUAAAUAUAUAAUCUUUACCUCUGCAAAAAGACAAGUGUAUGUGGCAUCAAACCAUCUACUCUAAGUCAGUAUCUAUCAAAUCCCAUGGAUGUUUUACAAAUUCUACAAUAAAUUCAUGUUAUUUAGUCAAUAAUAUUGUAUUAAAUGAGAACAUGCACUUAACACCGGAUAUAUCUUUAUAACCAAUGAUAACCACAUAUAUAUAUUAUAGAGAUCAACUAAUGAUUGACAGCAAUUAUUUUCUAAGAAUAUUCUUGAUCAACGGGCACAGUCCUAAAAGUACUUUGCAGAAUCCAGGUGGGGAACAAACUAUAUUACUGGGAUUAAAAGGACAUUGCUUAUUUAGAUCCAAUGUUUGUAUCCUGAAUUUUCCUUACUGUUUAAAAGAUAUAGUCUACCAACUUGUCUAUCUGGCGUGUCUUAAUAUAUUUAUUGAAGUACCUGUGUUCAUGUAGGUCCAAUUAAAGACUGUUUGUAAGACAAAUACAAAGCAUGUGUUAACUUAAAACAAUAUAAAAACAAAAGUGUAAAACACAAUGCAAAAACAUGCACUAUAGCUUUAAAACCACUCCUCUUAUGUUGUUAUUUUAAGUAAUAAAUACAGCCACUUACCUUAAGCCCUUAAGGACACAGCUUUAGAAGUAAAAGGCCAGCAUGAUGAAACAUUUCCAUCAUGUAUCCUUAAGGGGUUAAUAUUUUUCUAUAUACAUUAUUUCCAAAGACUCAAAUUUGUUCCAAUGUCAUAUACAAGAGUGUGAAUGUUAAAAUAUAAAAUAAAAAAAAAGAGGAUAUGUAGCAUAAAACCUUUUUUAUUACAAACACACAAACAAUAUAUAAUAUAAACAAAUAGUGUGUAGGCGCUUCACAAUUUAAGUCAAAGAAUUUUAUCGUAGCUAGAAUUGUUGGUAGGUAGUGUAACUGAUAUAGUGGUGCGUCCCAAUAACACCAAAUAAAGAAACCAAAUAAUAUACACAGUAUAUUAGGUUUUAUUUUAGUUGUAUUUAGACUCUUGGUGACUAACUAUAGUGGUAAGUGGAACUCCAGCCUUUUUUUAUCAUAUUGUAUUUGCAUGCUGGGUUCCACCCCCAUAGUACCUUGAGUUGUUUUAUAUUAUAUUUUCAAUAAAUUCUUUUUAACCUAUUUGAAGUCCUUUUAUCGUCUUCUGCCACCGCAAUUGGAACCUUUAGCCUGUAUUGGCACCCCUGAGCCUACUAUACAGAGACUGGUAUGGCUCUGGAAAACGUGAGUGGUAGUCCUACGUCUAUUUCCAGCUUUAUAUUAUUAUACAGUUCACACUAUGUUGUGCUUUAUUUUUAUAUUUUAGGUACCAUUCCAUUGUAUUUCGGCAUAUGGUGGUAUUAUCCAAUUCUAUAUUUAUUUUUUAUUUGCACUGGGUUCUGUGUAUAUACUGAUUACUGUGUAUAUUAUUUGGUUACACAAACAAUAUAUGUUGGUUUGAUCAAUCAGUUUUAAACCCACUUUGAGCACUUCAGUACCAAGUUCUGCAUCUACAGUAGUCUCCGAUAGUUGAUGAGUUGUUAUUUUGUGUUAAACUGUUAAUAAUAUCCGUCUUGAUUAAAUAUUAUAGCCAUUAUGCAAAAAUCCAAACACUAAACUUACUUUUAGAAGUUUCUAUUGAACUUGCAACAUUAAGCAGAUAAUUCAUUUAGGCCCACAGCUUAGCAGCGAUAGCUGUUGCGGGCUGCAGAUUCCCAUCCUCUAAGUGCUUCAGUGUGUAAAUUGAGGAUUGUCCCUCACCAACUUUUUGAACUAGUAGAUAUCUGAAGUUCCACUGGGACAACUGAUAGGCAAGAGCCAUUUUGACCCUAGUAUCCUUGAGUGCCUUGCAAAGCCACCUCAAGUGCCAUAAUAAUAUACUGUUUUAAAUGUCCAGAUCCCAAAACUGGCUAUCCAUUAAGAGAAUUAGUACGUAUUAUUUCUCUAAGUGAAAGGCCAUCGCUCGGCUCAGAGCAUCAGUUAAUGCUCUCAGCCUACCACAGGCUACAUGGGUAAACCUCUAAAAAAUGUGGAAGCAGAGAGGGAAGGAAUCCAUAGGGAAGUGGUAUUGGAUGCUGGAGUCCUAACUUUAGGUUGCAAAACAAUGUAACAACUGAAGGUAAGACUGUGUCCGUAUGCAUCAGCUCAUAUAACUUAAAUGUGUUUGGGGUGGAAGUGCUGUUUUAAGUAAAUAAAAAAUUAUAUUAAAAAAAAUGAUAUAAAAAUUAAAAAUAGCAUAUGGAAAGUAUACCUUAAUGAAAUGUGCUGCACAUGCAUAUACAGGGGACAAAUAAUAUGAAGGGGUUAAUGGUAAAUUGAAUAUGAGGGCCUAUAUGAUGGAUGGUACUUGUACGUAUAGUUAAUAUGGGGGUCUCCUGGUUUGAUAAGUUAUAUAUAAGGCAAAUAUUUCAUGGAGGUAUAUUGCUGAAAUUAGCUUUAAAAAUAGAUGUCAUUGGUUUGUGUUUGUGCAAUAUUACUUGUGUAAUCAAAGUACUAUCCAAAUUAUCUCUUCCUUAAGGUGUUUUCUACACCAUUAUUGUCUAGUGCUUUAAAAUAUAUUUUCAUAAAAAAAUGUGUUUUAAAAAUCAACAUUUUCUUCCCUCAGGGGAGCACAUUUUAACAUUUGCUGCUUGUGUGGGGAAUUUUGACCUGGUGAAGUUGCUGGUAGCCAAUGGAGCCAACUUGCGUGCUCAGGACUGUGUAGGUACGAACGAUAGGAAAUUCUGCUCUUUGGUUCUAUGAAUUAAACUCCAUUUAAUAAAUUGCACAUUUGUUAAUGAGUUUCUCCUUACAGGAAAUACUGUGCUUCACAUUUUGGUCCUGCAGCCCAAUAAAGUCAUCUCCUACCAAAUGUUUGAUCUCCUCAUGUUGCUCGAUGGUGAUCAGAGAUACCCUCGACUGAAUCAGAUUGAGAAUAGCCAAGGUCUCACGCCCUUAAAGCUGGCAGCAUCUGAAGGGAAUGUAAUGGUGAGAUGGAAGUUCCAAUUAGUGAGAUCUCUGCUGUCCCUAAGCCUAAAACUUGAUUAUAUAACUGUGAAAACAUAUAGAAUGGGAAUUUUAAAGAACAGAUAGUAUGUAUGGAGACAAGCUGUGUCAGCCAUUUAUUACAGGUAACAGGUAACAAAGACCCAUGGAGGCAAGAUUCACAUAUAAGGCUCCAGCAUAUAUUUUACAUAGGCUUUCCCAUUCAUGAAGAUGAGUAUAAGUAUGAAAAUAUGAAUGAAGCUUUAUGAUAAAUUAAUAAAAACAGCUCCAAAAAUUAGUUUGAUCAUAUUCAUGUGUGAAGCUGCUUAUUGCUAACUCAUGUUAUUUCAUGUUAUCUCAUCUGUCAUGUGCUGUUUAGCCUCCAAAAGAAAAGCUGACAGCUGAACUUCAUACACAUAACAUUUGCCCUGAUUGUGUCAUUCUUCCAAUGAAAGCAAGAGAAGGUACAGGAUUGGCUAAUAACUCUCAAUCACUUCCUGAUCUCUGUUGAUUCUGAGAAUUUGUAGCAAAUGAUGGACAUUAUUUUCUGGGUACCUUCUUUUAUAUUUAAAUGUAUUAUUUCCAUAAUGCAUUAUACUUUUAGUUUAUUGAAGCUCACAUCCCUUAAAUCAAUUUAUAUGUUGUAAGGACUGUUGUUUGUUUCAAUAUCUAAAAGUGGCUCAAGUAUGUAUACUAGUGAACUCCAGUAUUGAGGAACAAAAAGCUGAAAAAAUAAAACUGCUCAAUCAACAAUUAUAUUUUUAAAUUGCACUUAGUUUUUUUCUGAAAAACAUAGUAACAUAGGGCUUAAUUAACUAACCAGUGUAAAGGUUGGAACUAAGUUAUGAGAUGGCAUAGUUUGCUAUGUUUACUGCAUAUUGUGACCAGUUGUUCACACAUAUCGAGCACUGUGGAUUUCAGUACCCAUACAUGUCAAUAAUUAUAUCCCUCUUUUUUAUCUCCUCCAGAUGUUUCAGCACCUACUGCAGAAACAUGUUAAAACGGUGAGGUCAAUGGGUCUGACCUCAUACACCUUGUAUGAUUUAACAGAGAUUGAUUCUUGGGGUACACCCUGUUCUGUGCUCCAUCUGCUGGUGUCUUCAAGAAAAGCAGAGGUAAUUAAGAAUAUUCAAUUUUCUUUUCUUAAUUAAGCUCUACAGGAUGUAUUCACUAAACAGAAAUUAACAGAAAAAAAAUAUUGAUAGAGUGGUUGAAGUUAUGAACUUUCAGUUCACUAAUAUUACUUGUUAAAUGAAUACAUCCACACGUUUUCUGCAAUCUCCUUAUGUAUAAACCCUCCCCCCUCAUUUGUUUUUAUUAUACACACCAAUUUAUUUUUCUCCUGGUUAUAUUUUUGUGCUAGGCACGACGUAUCUUAGACCUUUCUCCGGUAAAAGAUCUGGUAAAUGAGAAAUGGCAAAUCUUUGGCCGUCCCUACUUCUGCUUCCUGGCUACCGUGUAUGUGCUGUAUAUGAUAUGUGUAUCUUGGUGUUGCGCCAACAGACCACUCCAACCUGUACAAAAUGUAUCAACAAACCCAAGGGACUUUACCAUGCUAGAACAAGUCGCUCUUCUGGUAGGACAGCAAUAUAGUGUUCUACCCCUUUUGUGUACUUUACAUAUUGCUUAGUGAUAGUACAAUAUAUGAUAUAAUUCUUAUAUAUAUAUAUAUAUAUAUAUAUAUAUAUAUUAGCGUGUAGAACAAAGACUAUACUAAUCACUUGUAAAUAUAUAUAUGGUCCACAAGGGGACUGGAACAUCAACAUGGAUCAUUUAUUUUUUUAUUACUAUGUAACAAUAAAAUAACAUUGUAUAUUCCAAAGAAAAAUCUUGUGAGUACUCUCUUGGUUGCAAAAUGAUAUGAUAACAUAGUUAUGUGUUAUUCUUUCUUUAGGAUUCUUACAACACUCCACUGGAUAAAGUAAGGUUAGUCGGAGAGUUGAUCUCAGUAAUUGGAGCUAUGGCCAUGCUCCUUGUAGAGGUAACUAUAGAUAUGUUUUAAUGGAUGGCUACAUGCGAUUAGACUGGAUAUAUGUUGAAUCCAUGGAUGGUUAGAAUUUUGCACAAGAUGGAUGGACAGAGGUUUGAGGAGAGUAGAUGGGCAAUGAGAAUGACAGAGGGUGGUUAGACGAUGACUGUCAUAGGGGAAAGAUUAGGGAAAAGAUGAGAAUGGCAGUCAGUGAGUAAACACAAUGACUGUGAUGGGAAAUGGCUCAAAUAUAGGCAUGAUAGACUGGUUCAAUAAUGGGCAAAAAGAUUAAAAGAUUGACUAUGAUCACUGGGAGUGGAUGGACAGUGGUGAUGAUCAAGACAGGAUGGACAAUGGGUAUAAUAGAAGUGGAUUUUCCAAUAGGACGAGAGUAAAUGUGUGGUCCGUGUGUAUAAGUAAAUAAUACUCUUAAGGAGAGGUUUUUGAAGAGUGCUUGAACUAUAAGAAAAUAAGAAUAUUCAGUCUUGCAAUAUAUGUAUGCAAUUCACAUGUAAUAAAUAUUAUGUAUAAACUGUCAUUUAAGCAUUCAGGAUUAACCAUUUAAAUCUAAUUUCUUUUACAGAUCCAAGUCUUAAUGAGCGCUCGGAAUAUUUCCUUUUUUUUUACAGAUAUGGUUUCAGCUGGAUAUUUCAAUCUCAUUCUGUGCGUACCAAGUAUCCUGUAUUGUCAUUUUUCUCCCUACACCCUUACUAUUUCCUUCUAAGAUUCUAUUAAUAAUUGAUACACAUUUUAUACAUCAACAGUUUAAAGGAUUACUUUCUGCAAGCAGUCAAAUUUGCUUGGUUUGCAUAAUUAUUCCCUCUCUAUUUUUGUCCAUUAAUGAUUUGACAGCAAUAAGUCCUAAUGGCACAAAGAGAAAUAAGGACAAGUUAUGGAAUACAUUAGUAGAAGAGGUGCAAAUUAUUCAACAUGACUUUCCCUACUAGAUAAGCAUUUUGAAUGAUGACAGGUGCACUUUAUUUAGCUAACUUGGAAUAAUGGACAGUAACAUAGAAUAAAUAUUUAAAAUAACCCAUAUUUUAUAUUUUACGUAUGUUGUUUAAUCAGUGAUAGAAUUGAUAAGUUCUGUUAAAACUCACCCCUGCAAUAUCCAUUUUGCUUAAGCAAAUGGCACUUAAAAAUGGUACUUAAUGGUACUUAAAUCCUUUGACCCAUUGUUUGCUGAUAACAUAUCCAUUUUGGGUUGUAGUGAAGGGAUAAUAUUGCUUCUUAUAUAUAAAUGUAAGUCCUCAAUCCCACAUUCUAUGAACUCUCAUUGAUCAAUACGUUGUGCAAUCCUCAUCAUAUUCUGGUGUCUCCCGUCCUUGCAGCAUGGCUUACUCCUGCAUGGUUCUGCUAACUUUGGUCCUGAGGCUAACACAUUCCAAUGGGGAGCUGAUCCCCAUGUCUAUCGCCCUGGUGCUUGGCUGGUGUUACAUGAUAUAUUUUGCAAGAGGAUUUCAGAUGGUAGGACCAUUUACUGUGAUGCUACACAAAGUGAGUAGUGUUUUUUUUAGAAUAGUUUCAAUAUUAAUCAUCCCUGAUCAUACGAAGUGAGCAUAUAUGUAUAUUUAUUAGACCUGGAGAAUCAGAUUGGUCAGAAUCAAAAUUCCACAGUAGAGUGGUGUAUUAGAGCAUUUAUUCCUAUUUAGAAAGUAACAGGAGCCCUUAUAACCGCUUACAAAUUACUUGAUACGCAUAGUCCACUCAGUGGCCUGCCCUGUGAUUCAAUAGAACUUUAUUAUGAAUAAAGAAAAGCAGAUGUAGCUUUGUCAUAAUCCAGAUUUUUUUUUUCUAGAUAAUGUUUGGAGAUCUUGUGAGAUUUUUCUGGCUAAUGAUGGUAAUCAUUGUAGGAUUUGGUUCUGGUAAGAAUGAAUUAUUGAUUUAUUGAACUACAAAAUGUAUCCAUAAAUAAAUAAGCCAAAAUGUAUUUACCUCAUAUUCAGUUCACCGCUGGCCAAAAGAUAAUACACUUUAGGGAUGUGCAUGGGCAAAAAAUUUGGUUCGGUUUGGCACUUCCGUAAAUUUGGGACUUCAGCAAUUCAGCACUUAGGUUCAGUUCGACAUUUCCUAAAUUCGGGACUUCGUUAAUUGGGGACCUAGGCAAUUCGGCACUUUGGCACUUCGGUUCGGCACUUCCGAAAUUCGGGACGUCAGCAUUUCAGGACUUUGGCACUUUGGGACUUCAGCAAUUCCCUAACCUUUAACCCUACCCCAUCCCUACCCCUAACCCUACACCAUACCCUACCCCUAACCCUACACCUACUCCUAACCCUACCCCUAACCACCACAACCACUUACACAUCUAGGGGUAGGGGUAGGGGUAGAGUUAGAUGUAGGGUUAGGGGUAGGGUUAGGGUCAUGGGUAAGGUUAGGGGUAGGGUUAGGGUUAUAUUCCUGUCAUCAUUCACAUGAUUUUCCCUCCCUCUCGUGUUUUGCCACUUUUCAGAAAUCCAAAGCACUUCGGCACUUCUGAAAUUUGGCACUUCUGUUCAGUUCGGCACUUCCGAAUUUCGGCACUUUGACAAUUUGGCACUUCGGUGGUUUGGUUCUACACUUCUGAAAUUCAGCACUUCGGCAAUUCGGACAUUUGGAAGCAUCCGAAUGUCCAAAUUGCUGAAAUUCGGCUGAAUUUGCAUUCAGAACGAACGGAUUUCACAUGUCUAAUAUACUUUUUUUUGCACCAUGACUAGUUCAUUUUUAAAGCAGAUGACUGUUGGAUGGGAUGCAGAUGUGUCCUGACCAUAUGUACAGAUUUCUUUUGUGCAAAAUAUGGAAACAGAUAUAGGAAAUUUUAUUUUUCUAUUAUCUAUAUUUGAUAGACAUUCAAUUAAGGCAAACUAUUGGGGUUUCUGUGAGCUAUUGCCUGUUUCCAGUGUUCUCGUACUCUCUGUUUUUGUUGCAAUUUGUUUGGUAAGGUUUUCCCUAAGUUAAAAGUGUAAUCCAAGUGUGAACCCCAUGCUCUUUGUACUUAGAGGGGUAUCAGCUAUGCCUGGUCCAAAGAAGUCUGAAAUUAUAUUCGGGUUGCUCUGUAUUGAUUUGUAUGACAGAGCUAUAGGAUUUUGAAAUUUGACAAUAUUGAGAGUUCCAGAGAAACCUUUCGAUAUUUUGAAUUUGUCUCCAACAGUUCAUGAUAAACAUCUCUACUCUAUGUCCAGGAGAACCACUAUUCAGUGAAUAUUUAUAUUUGUGUCUCCUAAGUUUGUUACAGCACUAAAGCGGGAGAAUGGACUAAAUGUAAUUUAAAUGUAGCCUAAAUCCACAUGGGUUCAGUGAACUCCCCUGCUACCCCUCUUGUCUACAACCUUCUAUUUAAUUUUCCUCUUAACUAUCCAUCUCAGUCCACUCUGUUUCUCUAUUCCAUCCUCUCUGCCCCUAUAUCACCUCACUCACAAUCCUCUUCUCAUCCAUCAUAUUACUGCCACUCUUCCCCACAUUUUGUAUCUCUCCCCAAUUCUCCCAUAAAGUCUCCCCCUCUCCCUAGUCCAUUUUUUUUUAUUGACAUGCUCUCGCUACCUCUUUCAGACUUACUUCAUCCAUAAUCUCCCCUUGUUCUUUUUGACCUUUUUCUUCUACUGUAUUCCAAAUAGUAAGUUAACUCUUAAUUAACUCCUACAAAUAUGUAGGAAUAUGUGUGUGUGUGUGUGUGUGGUUUAUGUCCAAUUACCAAUCUAAUAUGUUUUUUUUUAUUAUUUCAUUUCAGCUUUAUGUGUGAUCUUCCAAACAGAGGAUCCCAAAAAGAUGGGGAUAUUUUACAACUAUCAAAUGUCUCUUUACAGCACAUACCAGCUAUUUAUCAACACUAUAAACUCCCCAGCAAACUAUGAUGUGGAUCUGCCAUUCAUGUUUAAUUUCAUUUAUUUUCCCUUCACGCUCAUUGCAAACCUUUUAAUGAUGAAUUUGCUAAUUGCGAUGAUGGGGGAUACAUUCUGGAGAGUUGCCCAAGAGAGGGACGAGUUGUGGAGAGCGCAGGUCAGUUCUAAUUAAUUAAAUGUGUGCUCAUCCAAAUUCAUAAUAGUCAGUCAAAAACACAGGUUGAUUUUUAAUCAUUACAAAUCUAUUCAAGAACAUGUAGAUAAAGGUACCCAACUUUAACAGCAUUUACGUUUGUAAAUUUAAAUAGUAACCUCUCAAUAUUUACCCUUGUGAGACAAACAAAACUGUUAAUAUAAUAAUAUGUUCUAGUUAAUAAAAUCUAAAACAGAAAUUAGACUGGCCUAAAUUAUCUGAUAGUCGAAUGGAAUUUGUCUUCACAGGAGUGAAAUAAGUCCGUAUUAGAACACAUUUUUAUACAUGUGAAAUCUGGCAGACAGGGUAUAUGAUAUAAACUCAAAAUGACACAUUUGGAAGGUUGACCAUUGUUUGCACAAUUCUGAAACUGCAUUAUGUUUCAUGUAAGAGUGCAUUACAACUCUGUUCAUAACGGUGACAUUUUAAAUGCUUCUAUUAGUUUUAGACCCCUCAAAAAAUAUUGACGCUGAACACAGCAAGGUAUUCUUUUCAUGCUGCAAUAGUAACCUUCCAUGCCCUUAUAUAUAUAUAUGUAUUUAUACACAAACACACAGUGGUGGAGCUAAUAUCUACCCUAAUAUCGAUGGUAAGUAAUAGAUGAAAAUCUAUGAUAAAAUAAGAAAUGGAAUAAUGGUGCAGAUUUUUUCUUAAAAUAUAUAGUAAAGUGCACAAGUAAAGAAUAUACACUCACAGGGGAAGUGCCAGAAGAUCACUUGCCUCUAGUGUGGAGCACCUUUUGAUCCUCAGGGAGAUCUGCAACCCUCUUCCAUAUCUAUGAAUAAUGCAGAUGGGAGUCAGAGAGUCUUCAUAUGUAAAAGCAGGAUUCCACAACACGUCAAAGUACUCCAAAUGUAUUAAGUAAAGACAUUUGUAAAAACAAUUACACACAAUGAAAUAAAAGUAAAAUUGGGUGUGUUCCACAGAGAAGAUGUAAGUAACGCAAUUGGUAGAACACAAGUUGCAUUCCACAAACAAAAGGAAAUGACAUACGGAUGCAAAACAAUGGAGUGUAGCGUGUGUCCCAGGAGACGGGAUGUGCGCUCCAAGGGACAUAACGUGACGCUCUGAAGAACCCCCAAAUGCUGGUAUUUUAUGAAUUAUUAAAGGGUUUAUAAGAAUUGUGACAAAAGAAGCUUAUUAUACACCAAUUGAGGAAGCCAGUGUAUGGCAAAAUGCAUUUUUGUUUUUAUUGUAUUGUGUGUCAUUGUUUUUACAAAUGUCUUUACUUAAUAAAUUUGGAGUACUUUGACAUUUUGUGGAAUCCUGUUUUCACCUAUGGAGACUCUCUAACUCCCUCUGCAUUAUUCAAAUAUAUGGAAGAGGGCUGUGGGUCCCACUAAGGAUUCAAAGGUGCUGCACACCAGAGCCAAGUGAUCUUUUGGCACUUCCCUUGUGAGUGUAUAUUCCUUACUUAGACACUUUAUUAUAUACUUUAAGAAAUAACCUGCACCAUUAUUCCAUUUCUUAUUAUAUUAUAGAUUUUCAUCUGUUACUUACCAUCAAUAUGAAGGUAGAUAUCAUCUCCACCCACUAUCCUUUCCCACUUCUAUUUGCUGUACAUAAAGUGUUUGGCAUUUGAUAUAUGUAUUUAUGUUUGUGCACUAUGCCUACAUUUUAGUAUUCUUAUGAAAUUUUUUUUACGAAAACAAAUACCAGAAAUGUUAUGAGAUUCUAUUCAAACUAGUGAUCAUAAUCAGUGCAUUUAACCAUGUAUAUUUUUGCUGUGACAAAAGUUGCAUUUUAGCUUCUGUGCUGAUAUUUUAGAACACUGUACCAAAACAUUGCAAGCUAUCAGAAGCCACAAACCUUUCCUUGAAUACUCUCCCAAUAUUUCUAAAUGGACAAAUGAAUAUAAUUUAAAUUGUGUAAAUAUAUUUCUUUUGCUAUUAUGCACCACAUUUUGGCUCAGUCCUAGACGUAUGUGCGGUCUAUCUGUGCAUUAUAUAUUAUAAAUAGAGAUAAUAUACAUUUUAAUGAGAAGAAACCAGUAAAAAUUAUUGGUAAGUUGAAUGGCUAACAGUCACCACAAUACCAAUCUAUAAACAAUGUCACUCAAUAAUCUAAACAUUUUUGAUAAAUCUUAUACUACAACACCAUUCUGUUACAAAACUUUCUCUCCCGAUCAGAUUGCAGCACUUACAGUGACUCUGGAAAGCAAAGUCCCGAGAUAUUUCUGGCCUCGCCUUGGUGUUUGUGGCUUGAAGUAUGGUCUUGGGAACAAGUGGUAUUUAUGGUAAGUAAUCCUCUGCUAGUUCAUCUGGGUUUGUUAAUCUCGUAAUAGGUUAAGUUGUGAACAUUGUAUUUGUCUUCUAAAAGAAUUUAUUUUUUUAGUUUUCACUGAUCUUCUAUGGAAUAGCAAGCAAGCAUAUGCAGCACAGUUUUACAGGAAACAUCUUCAAAAGUGGACCAAUAUGCAAGAACAUUUCCAUAGAGAUAGACUUGAUUUUAGUAAAUAGUAUCAUAGGACUUGAAGUUAUGUUAGAGCAAUUCUGAGACAAAACUACUUAAUAAGGAGCAAUCAGCAAGAGCAUUCCAUUAUAUCCGCAUUACUAACGCCAUUCUCUUUUAGUGUCGAAGAAACGCACGAUACACACAAAGUAACUGCAGUAUCAUCACACAAAAUUCAAAGUACAGAGAAGAGUUCUGGAAAAGAAAUCCCUAAUAUUCAAAUCUCAGCUGUAAAUUGUCACCAGGAAAAUGAACCCAAUGUAGAAGCACUGGCAGAGAGGAGAUCAAGUAGAGCCUGGCAAAUUGUCCGAGGUGCCACCAUAGGCCAGCUAAAGGGAACUGAUGCACUUCCAAGAGGAACAGAACAGGAAGUCUUCUACAUUUAAUCUAUAAAAUGUCUGUGACUUAAGAGACUAUGGGGAUUUCACUAUAUAGCUUAUAGUUAGGGUUAUUGAUGAUGGUCAUCAUGGGGAGAAAUACAUAUUAAUUAAAAAUAUUAAAAAAAUUUAAAUUAUCCA